CUUCAAUUCUGUUUUUGACAGGGAACUGUUCUGAAACCAGAACUGAAACGAGAACCUGUCAGCACCCGUGUUAAAUUAAAGAUUGUUCCUCAUCUUCUGCGGUCCAGACAAGCUGCAGAAACAUUCCCAGCUAACAUUCAGGUGGUUUAUGAUGGGCUCUUUGGUGCAAAUACAAAUGCAAAACUCAGAAUUCUGUCCCUGCAGUUCGUGCAUCAUAUUUGUGUCAUUUGUCCAGAAAGUAAAAUAAAGCCCUUAGGCCCGAUGCUUUUAAAUGGACUUACAAAGCUGAUCGAUGAAUACAAAGAGGAUCCCAAACUGUUGUCAAUGGCGUAUUCAGCAGUUGGAAAACUCUCCGGCCGAAUGCCUCAGCUCUUUGCCAAGGAUAUAGCUCUGGUACAGCAGUUUUUUGAAGCCUUAUGUAAGGAAGAGGCUGAUACCAGGCUCGCUAUUCAGGAGGCCUUGUCUAUGAUGGUUGGAGCAUAUAGCAGCUUGGAAGGAGCCCAGCAUACUCUGAUGGAAGCUCUUGUGGCUUCAUACCUAAUAAAGUCUGAAGUCCAAGUACGUCAGGUGGCCGUGAAGUAUGCCAGCACAGUAUUCCCUCCAGAUCACAUCCCUUCCAGAUACUUACUACUGUUAGCUGCAGGAGAUCCGCGGGAGGAGGUACAUAGAGAAGCCCAGCGGGUGCUGAGAAUGUUUCCUGGUAAAAGUGAAAAGGAGAGUGCUAGGAAUCAGAUGCCUUCCUUCCCUGAAAUGGUCCAUUACAUUCAAGACAAGGUACAGCGCUUCCACCUCGGAGAAUACUGUAACAAGAUUGAUGCUUAAGGC
Dromaius novaehollandiae (emu) is the source of this 825-nucleotide messenger RNA. Its product is annotated as proteasome adapter and scaffold protein ECM29-like. Gene Ontology annotation, molecular function: molecular adaptor activity. NCBI's taxonomy places the organism in Eukaryota, Metazoa, Chordata, Aves, Casuariiformes, Dromaiidae. Gene Ontology annotation, biological process: proteasome assembly. Gene Ontology annotation, cellular component: nucleus; cytoplasm. The record is from RefSeq and is a predicted model, not a curated record. Bases 262 to 822 code for a protein of 186 amino acids. The transcript has 8 exons.